Drosophila grimshawi is the source of this 2072-nucleotide messenger RNA. It is a transcript of the gene UGP, whose product is annotated as UTP--glucose-1-phosphate uridylyltransferase. Bases 199 to 1755 code for a protein of 518 amino acids. The transcript has 8 exons. Gene Ontology annotation, molecular function: UTP:glucose-1-phosphate uridylyltransferase activity. Gene Ontology annotation, biological process: UDP-alpha-D-glucose metabolic process; glycogen metabolic process. The record is from RefSeq and is a predicted model, not a curated record. Gene Ontology annotation, cellular component: cytoplasm. NCBI's taxonomy places the organism in Eukaryota, Metazoa, Arthropoda, Insecta, Diptera, Drosophilidae.
CUAGCCGUAUUUUCAAUUGCACAGUCGUCGCGCACAGUUGUCGGAAUUGUCGUUGAGCGCUGACACGUUGAGCGCGCUUUUUGUUGUGUUGUCAUACGAAAAAAGUGGUCGGUUUGCAAAUAUUAAUCAAACAAUAAGAAACAGAAGUCUCUUAACGACGACUUAAUUAUAGAUAUAUUUCUUGCCUACGUUUUAAUCAUGACAUCAGGCAUAAGACCCAUCGAUGUGCUGCUGCAGCGUGCCGCUGUUCGCGGCCAUCAGCGCGCUCCAUCCGAUUCCAAGGAGUUCCACGAGGUAACCAAGCGCGAUGCACUGCGUCUGCUGGAGAACGAAGUGGAUCGCCUGCUGCAGACAACGGAGUCGGCGCGCCGUCCAGCGCUCCAAGCUGAAAUGGGUCGCUUUGCCGAUCUAUUCGGACGCUUUCUGCAAGAGGAGGGACCCUCGCUGGACUGGAAUAAAAUUCAAAAGCUGCCCGAGAAUGCGGUGAUGGACUACACCAAUCUCAAAUCGCCCAAAAACGAGCAGAUACGCCUGAUGCUGGACAAACUGGUGGUCAUUAAGCUGAAUGGUGGUUUGGGCACCUCAAUGGGCUGCCAUGGACCCAAGAGUGUCAUUCCCGUGCGUUCCGAUUUGACGUUCCUGGAUCUGACGGUGCAGCAGAUCGAGCAUCUGAAUAAGACAUAUGAUGCCAAUGUGCCGCUGGUGCUGAUGAACUCAUUCAACACGGACGAAGAUACGGAGAAGAUUGUGCGCAAGUACAAGGGAUUCCGUGUGCAGAUACACACCUUCAAUCAGAGCUGCUUUCCACGCAUUAGUCGCGAGCAUUUCCUGCCUGUCGCCAAAGACUUUGAUGUGGAAAAGGAUAUGGAGGCCUGGUAUCCACCUGGUCACGGUGAUUUCUACGAUACGUUCCGUAACUCGGGCCUGCUGAAGAAGUUCCUUUGCGAGGGUCGAGAAUACUGUUUCCUCUCCAACAUUGAUAAUCUGGGCGCCACCGUCGAUCUGAACAUCCUCAAUAAGCUGGUGGGCGAGGAGCGUGCCACCACUCCCCCAGAAUUCGUUAUGGAGGUCACCGACAAGACCCGUGCUGAUGUUAAGGGUGGUACUCUUAUUCAAAUGGAGAACAAGCUGCGCUUGCUGGAAAUCGCUCAAGUGCCCCCGGAGCAUGUGGAUGACUUCAAGUCCGUGAAGACCUUCAAGUUUUUCAAUACAAACAACAUUUGGGCCAACCUCUCAGCUAUUGAUCGUGUUCUGCGCGAACGCACGCUCAACAUGGAGAUUAUUGUUAACAAUAAGACACUGGAGAAUGGACUGCGUGUCAUUCAGUUGGAGACAGCUGUGGGUUCGGCGAUGAAGUGUUUCGAUGGCGCCAUUGGCAUCAAUGUGCCCCGUUCCCGUUUCUUGCCCGUGAAGAAAUCGUCUGAUCUGCUUCUGGUCAUGUCGAAUUUGUAUACGCUUAAGAGUGGCAGCCUGGUGAUGUCGCCACAACGCAUGUUCCCCACCACACCCCUGGUUAAGCUGGGCGAGAAUCAUUUCUCCAAGGUGAAAGAGUUCUUGGGCCGCUUUGCCAACAUACCCGACAUCAUUGAGCUGGACCAUUUGACGGUCAGCGGUGAUGUUACCUUCGGACGUGGCGUCUCCUUGCGCGGCACUGUAAUUAUUAUUGCCAAUCAUGGUGAUCGUAUUGAUAUACCCGCCGGCGCCAUACUGGAGAAUAAAAUUGUGUCUGGCAACAUGCGCAUCUUGGAUCAUUAAUCGGCAGCAAUAUAUACAUGUGAUUUGCGAGAAUCUGUCGUUAUCUCUGUAGCAUAAUUAACUAAGUUUAUGUAGUAGCCAUGUUCAAAAGUUCAAAAUUUCGAGUUUCAUGUAGGCAGUUGUUGUAAGCACAAAGUGUCAUUUAGCGAGGCCGCACCACAUACAUCCAUAUAUAUAUAAAAAAAAGAAGAGUCUCUUGAUUUAUAUAUAGUUAAGUUUGAAAUGUGCUUUCAAAAUUUUUGAAAAACCGCAAAACUUGUUUGAAAUUAAAUAAAGGCGUAUUUAUAUCUAGACGAAAGAUGUAUUUUGUAAAAUGA